Molecule: messenger RNA, 5022 nt
Organism: Venustampulla echinocandica
Lineage: Eukaryota; Fungi; Ascomycota; Leotiomycetes; Helotiales; Pleuroascaceae
Product: ARM repeat-containing protein
Exons: 6
Coding region: 1-5022 (1673 amino acids)
Source: RefSeq, a predicted model, not a curated record
AUGACGGCCCAAAUUCUGUCGUCGGAGCUUGGGAACCUAAUCCAGGAGAGCAAAAGGAAACAUACGGAUCUUCGAAAUGCCGCUGAAAAGUCUCUGGACGAGCUCAAGGCUCUACGUUCAACCUCUGAAGCCCAGAUAGCUGCUGAUCUCUCCCAACGCCCCAAUUUCGUGACACCGCUCCUCAUUGCAUGCGGUACGAAAAAUGUAAAGUUCACUGGUAUUGCAAUUGUAUGCUUGCAGCGGCUUGUCGUAUCAUCUGCCCUUCCAAGGUCAAGACUGAGAGAAGUUCUCGAGGCGUUCAGAGAAGCUACUUCUGCUGGGCUUGAUGUCCAGCUCAAGAUUCUUCAAGCAUUACCGUCGCUUCUUCAUAACUACGCGGAUGACCUGAAAGGAGAACUGCUAGCGGCUGCUCUGAAUAUUUGUACUAUUCUACAGGCUAGCAAGAAUGGCAUUGUCAACAACACCGCGGCCGCAACCCUGCAGCAGCUUGUUGUGUCAGUAUUUGACAAAGUUGUUACCGAAGACAAAAUUGCGCUCGAGGUACCCACUGUUGGUGAAGCACCCGUUGAAAAUGGCACCGUACAGCUUCGAGCAGCAGCACUGGAUGCAUAUAGAGUGUUUAAUGAUCUCUGUCUCCUCACGGAGUCCCAGAAACCACGCUUUCUAAAAUCUACUGGCAUGCCCCAAACAUUCGGCCUGGAGCUUAUUGAGUCGGUCUUGACCAAUCACUCUGAUAUAUUCUUGUCGCAUCCAGAACAAGCUAAUAUACUGCGCACAAGAGUGAUGCCGUUCAUUAUUAGCUCCUUGUCUCAGAGGUUAAAUUUCGCCGUAACUGUCAGGAUAGGGCGCAUCCUAUAUAUCUUGUUGAGACGACACCUAGAUAUUCUCGCGUCCGAAGGGGAGAUGGCUCUAGGUCUUCUGACCCACAUGCUGGACCAUGAUACUGCAUUAUGGAAAAGAUCUUUGUGCAUGGAAGUUCUGAGAGGAAUAUUCGCCGAGGCUGUGCUUAUCAGGCGAAUAUUUGCCAUGUAUGAUGCACAGGAGGGGAAAAAGGCAAUAUUAAGAGACCUCGUGGCUGCGUUUGUUCGAAUAAGCACGGAGAAACCAGCGAUCAUUGGCCUAGGACACCAAUCUACAAUACCUACCGCAAGUUCAGACCGAAGUGCUGGAGCAGAUGAGGCGAUGCUUGAAGCCAGUGGCGUACCAGGUAUUAUUAGCAGCUCGGUCGGCUCCAAUGAGCCUGUAGCUGGGAUUAGUACUCAAUGGAGUACCAUGCGGGUACCAUGCAUUGACCAGCUUGACAAGACGGAUCCUCCAUCAGUGCCGGAGUCGUAUAUUUACAGUCUUACCCUUGCUUGCAUCAGUGGGUUUUCGGAAGGGUUAGCUAAAUUCAUCCUUCCGUUGACUGUUCCGGACCGCCCUCGAAAGAAACCAGCGCGACAACCGGAAGCAGACUCUAACGUCCGAGAAACGCCCGAACGACGAUCUUCGAAUAAGAAGAACCCAAUUCCAGUAAAUCCGCUAGUUCUGGAAGAUCACCCGUUGUACGACGAGGUCAAGAUUUGUGCAGGAAUUGUAGAUCAAUGCUGGCCUGCUAUACUUGCAACAUGCUCGACCUUCCUUUAUGCCGCGUUGGACUCGGAUUAUUAUCAUGGCCUUGUCAGGUCUUUUCAAAAGUUUACCCACGUAGCUGGGCUUCUACGUCUUGCUACCCCACGAGAUGCUUUCUUAACUACACUUGGCAAGGCAGCUGUUCCGUCCAGCAUUCUAUCCACGAGCGCUGGGGCCGCGCCAACUCCAUCGACGCCACCGCCUACAGAGACUUCGAGCAUGUUUAACAAUGCUAAAGGUCUACUCAGCGUCGAAAGUCUAACAGAUCGCGGGCGGCAACCUUCGAUAGAUGUUGGGGUGCCAUCUCUUAAUACGCGGAACCUUCUGUGUUUACGCGCUCUUCUCAACUUAGGCAUUGCCUUGGGACCAACAUUGGGUUCAGCUUGGGGCAUCAUAUUGGGCACCCUUCAAGAAGCCGACUUAGUGCUUUUCUCUAGUGCCAAAUCAGCGCGGACUCCAACAACUCCAAAGGGCGAGCAUGCAAGUGUUAAUGACGGGUCAUCUGCGCUACUGGCUAACUUCGGGACUGAGAUUAAAGCUGUUGAAACAGCUGCCGCUAGACUUCUAGAAAGUACCAUUGAGUUCCCAAAUGAGUCUUUCCUGGAAGUCGUGACGGCACUUUGCACUUUAUUUGGAAGGGAUGAUAUUCCUAAGGCCCUAUCCGGACCUACAAGCCCCCCUUCUCCUUCGGCUGAUGCACGACGACUGUCUCAUACUCAUCGAAGAAUCCAAAGUAUUAACACGGCCCCCGCUACCCAAAACCAGGAGGAUCUAUUCGCGCUAGCCAAGUUAGGUGAAGUUGGCACCAUCAAUAUUGAAAGACUUAUGACCUAUGCCCCUGAAAUAAGCGGUUGGGGGGUCUUGAGCUCCGAGUUAAUACAAGCUGCAUGUGCUACUGAUAGGCCGCCUUCAGUUAGACUUCGAGCUGCGGAAACGCUAGUUCACCUGAUUCUUGAAGCGGCAACUGCGACUUUAUCAUUCCCAGAUGAUAUUCGAACCCCUGUUCAACUGCAGUUACUCGAAACGCUUCGAGCUGCGCUGCAACCACUUGAGUCAAUUGACCGCCAAUCGUCGGUGGCAACACACAGCAUUGAUAUUGAUGUUCACAAGAUAAUUCUCGAAGGGCUUAAAAGCAUCUUGGAACAAUGUGGCGAGACAUUCAUUAGUGGUUGGGACAUUGCCUUUGAAAUCAUUGGGAGUGUUUUCGUCGAUGGCCAUGAGAAUCAAGCCCGAGGACUGAAGUCUUCUACGACUCGGUCGUCACGGCUGAUUCGAUCUUCGUUUAGUUCACUGCAACUUAUCUGCUCCGAUUUCUUGUCAUCGCUUCCGAAUUCUUGCUUUAUAAUCCUCGUCGAUACCCUUUAUAAUUUCUGUACUCAGGAUGAUGAUCUUAACAUCUCUCUAACUACUGUGACUUUCUUCUGGGUCUUGUCAGAUUUCAUUUCUGGCAGAACAAGUGCCUUCUCCCUGAAUCCAGAUCUCAUCCAAGGCUCGGAUGAACAGCGUCUGGUAGAAAUGGCAUCUGGCACGGACAUCGGAGUUUCUGAUGCCGCACUGUGGAUGCUGUUGCUCCUGCGCCUAACAGCUGUUACUACAGAUGACAGGCUGGAAUUGAGAAAUAGUGCUAUUCAAACGCUACUCAGAAUAUUUGACGCUUACGGAGAUCAACUAAGCCCUGAAGCUUGGUCGAUGUGUCUACAAUCCGUCAUAUUCAAGUUACUCUCUUCCAUGGAAGAGCAGCUCAAGAUAGCUAAUAAAUCGGAAUCCUCGGUCUCGGAUAAAGAACGGACUGGCUGGAAUGAAACCACAGUAAUUGUCCUGAGCGGGAUUACCAAUCUCUUGGCCGACUACUUGGACACACUAUCGAGCCAUCACACGUUUGGGGCCUCUUGGGACACUUUACUGGGCCAUUACAAAACACUACUGGAGUUCCAAGUCCUUGAUAUAAAUACGGCGGUCUUCAAUUCUCUGCAGCGGAUCCUUGCUAGGGGCAAUCUAGCAACAAACGGUAACACGAAUUUCGACCGUCCUGCUAUUGACCUUGGUUGGGAACUUUGGUCUCACUCCUUGCCAGUCGUGAAACGGGAUGUCUCCGACAAGAGAUUUGACAACCAGAAGUACUUGCUUGCAUACGUUUCAGUUUUGCAAGAGAUAUAUCGAUUGGUGCAAGCAGACCUUACUGUGGACCAUGUGCAAAGAAUGCUUAUUUUGCUCCGUGAAGCAAUUCAACAGGCCAGUGCGGCGACAUACUCUGCAGAUAUCGAAUAUCUCACCCCACUGCAAACCCAAGUCCUAGAAUCCCUCAAAGCCAUUCGCACAGAUAUCGAUGGCGUUCCGGCUGCAUUGAUCGGUCAGGUAUCGGACUUCGUUGGUCUAGCGUUUGAACCGAAGGAUGCGUCGUCUCUCGAAUCGCAGCGUCCGACGUACGUUGCCUUGUCGAAAGCGUCAAUGACUCUGAUGGAUAGCCUAGUUCUUGCGCAUUCAUCUGAUUGCGGGGUUUAUCUGAGUGGCGCUGUGACAUCUAGUCUAAAUGCUCUUGCGAGACCUAUUGUUCUCAAGUACUCCUUUCCCACCGUCACUAAAAGCAUAUCACCUUGGCGUCGAGCGACAACUUCAGCUCUUACUAUUUUGAAGGCGAUCCUACCCGUCAUAACCAAAGCAGGCCUCAAGGAUGACGUGAUUAGAUCCAUAUGGGGCUCGAUCGUAACCAUUGCAAACGCUAUCACGACUGCGAACUGUGAGGAUGCUCCACAAACGGGCAAUAUCAAAGACGACCAAGAAUUCGAUAUCACAUCCUUCCUCACCCUCCGGACGCUCAUAAACCCUGCUCUAGGCUCGCAAACAAUUCCCGACAAGACUCGACGCACAUACACCGAAUCACUCUUCCACACAUCCCUCAUCCACGCCCCUUUGCCUAAUGAACUCCCCUCGGCAAACCAGGAACUUCUUGCCACCCUUUACCAACAUCGAAAAGGCCGUACCAUAGAUCCGCCUCCAUCACCACGCUCCAAAAUGAGUUACAUUUGUUUUGAUGAGCUCGUAUCCCUCGUAACACUCCAUGAUAAUUCACCUCCCCGGGUUAAACUCGCCCAAGCUGCUGCGCCCUACCUCAUUCUGCGCUCAGGGCUGAUACUCCGCGCAUACAUCGCCGAUCAGCCGCUCCGUGGCCGUAUGCCGCAACCCCUCUCACAACGCAAGGAAUUACUAUACAUUUUGAAAGCAUUGGUAGAGUUGAGAUGUGAGCCUGAUGCCAUCCCUGACGCACCGGGGGUAGAAAGCGAGGGGAAGAAGCAUUUGCAUAGGCUGUACCCGCUGUUGGCUAAGGCAGUGAGGGCUGCAGCGAUGGAUCAGGAGGUCUUGGAGCUGUUAGGAAAGGCACUUGAUGAGGUGGGGAUGGAAUUUGGUGUUUGA